GUGGAUCCACGCUGGGUUUUUUUUACACGGUGGAGGGGGGCCAAGAGGGCUACAUGUUAAAAGAAGGGGGAGGAUGUGACAUAAACUCAUUUUCUUCAUGCCUGAGCUCGUGGCGGUGCCUCCUCGCCUCACCUUUUCCUGGGGAAAUUGGGACGCAGGGAGGUACCAAGGAGCUGGGAUGAAGCCUUCCUUCACUUUCCUGCUCCUGCUGUCAGGAGCCGUGAUGACCGUCCAACCGAAGGAAGACAAAGCAUUCCUGCUCUACCCCUAUGGUCCGGGUGAGAAUGACCAGAAGAACCCCAAACUUGACGAUGGGACAUCGGAGAAGGUCUCCCUCACCGUGCCCUUCACCUUCUACGGCAAAGAGUACCAAAGACUUUACGUGAACAACAAUGGCGUCAUCUCCUUUGACUCCAAAGUCAAGCAAUACACUCCCGACCCCUUCCCCCUGGCCGACGGGCGUCCCUUCGUGACCCCAUACUGGGCGGAUGUCGACAACGUGAAGGGAGGAGAUAUCUACUACAGAGAGAGCACCGACCCAGCACUGCUGGCACGUGCCACCAAGGACAUCAACCAAUACUUCCCCAAGAUCCCCUACACCGCCACGUGGGUUUUUGUGGCCACCUGGGACCACGUGGCCUACUACGGCUCUACCAGCAAUAAGGGAAACACCUUCCAAGCUGUCUUGACCACCAACACCAAGGUGUCCUUCAUCAUCCUCAACUACUGGGAUAUCCAAUGGACUACAGGGUCGGCAAGCGACGGUGACCCUGAAACAGGUCUUGGAGGCACUCCAGCCCACGCUGGCUUCAACAGUGGAGAUGAAACCAACUACUACAACAUCCCUGGCUCCCAGACCGAAGCCAUAAUCAACAUCACCAUGACCUCCAAUGUCAACGUGCCAGGGCGUUGGGUCUUCCAGGUGGAUGACUUUAAGGUGACAGGAGUCCCCACAGAGGCACCCAAGGCUGCCAGCAGCAACAGCUGCUGGUUGUAAGUUGAAGGUUAUUUUUGGGGAGAGAACCAAGAAAAAAGGGAAAUUUGAGAAUUGCUUGGGAAACUGUUUCCUCCUCUUAGGUUCUUCUCACAGAUAAAUCAAGGUGCCUGGGGCAGAGGGACCAUCCCCAUUGUCCCAUCAUCCCCAUUGUCCCCACUGUUAUCUCCUGUGUUGCACGCGGAGGGCAAGGCCGCACGGCAGGACGCGUCAACCUCUACCAGAGCAAUAAAAUGGCAGCCGAGACACUGCAA
Messenger RNA from Falco peregrinus (peregrine falcon), 1248 nucleotides. Its product is annotated as sushi, nidogen and EGF-like domain-containing protein 1. The record is from RefSeq and is a predicted model, not a curated record. Bases 98 to 997 code for a protein of 299 amino acids. Gene Ontology annotation, biological process: cell-matrix adhesion. NCBI's taxonomy places the organism in Eukaryota, Metazoa, Chordata, Aves, Falconiformes, Falconidae. The transcript has 7 exons.